Manacus vitellinus (golden-collared manakin) is the source of this 6461-nucleotide messenger RNA. RefSeq names its product ArfGAP with coiled-coil, ankyrin repeat and PH domains 2 (gene ACAP2). Bases 79 to 2556 code for a protein of 825 amino acids. Gene Ontology annotation, molecular function: GTPase activator activity; protein binding. The transcript has 26 exons. Gene Ontology annotation, cellular component: endosome membrane; cytoplasm. The record is from RefSeq and is a predicted model, not a curated record. Lineage: Eukaryota; Metazoa; Chordata; Aves; Passeriformes; Pipridae.
CAGGUAGCAGUAAGGAAGGAGGUGUCAAAGGAAACACCAACUCUCAAGCAAAAACAAGUUAUGCUUUAGCAGUGCUCCAUGAAAGCAGCUUUUACUGGCAGGGCAGCUUUAGAAGAAGUAGAAGGAGAUGUGACAGAACUGGAACUGAAACUUGACAAGCUGGUGAAGCUUUGUAUUGCAAUGAUUGAUACUGGGAAAGCAUUUUGUACAGCCAAUAAGCAGUUCAUGAAUGGAAUUCGAGACCUUGCACAAUAUUCCUUUAAAGAUGCAUUGGUUGAGAACAGUUUGACAAAGUUCUCUGAUACAUUACAGGAAAUGAUCAAUUAUCACAAUAUUCUCUUUGACCAAAUCCAAAGAUCAAUUAAAACACAGCUUCAGACUUUUGUUAAAGAAGAUAUUAGGAAAUUUAAAGAUGCAAAGAAACAGUUUGAAAAAGUGAGUGAAGAAAAAGAGAAUGCUCUGGUGAAAAAUGCCCAAGUUCAAAGAAAUAAGCAGCACGAAGUAGAGGAAGCAACCAAUAUUUUGACUGCAACUCGGAAGUGUUUCCGACACAUAGCUCUGGAUUAUGUUCUUCAGAUCAAUGUUCUUCAAUCUAAAAGGAGAGCAGAAAUCUUAAAAUCGAUGCUAUCAUUUAUGUAUGCACAUCUGGCUUUUUUCCAUCAAGGCUAUGAUCUGUUUAGUGAACUUGAGCCCUAUAUGAAAGAUCUUGGUGCACAGCUGGAUCAGUUGGCUGUAGAUGCUGCAAAGGAGAAGAGAGAUAUGGAGCAAAAGCACUCCACUAUUCAACAAAAGGCUGCCUUACAGGAUUAUUCCAGUGAUGAUACAAAACUAGAAUACAAUGUAGAUGCAGCCAAUGGUAUUGUUAUGGAAGGUUAUCUGUUUAAGCGAGCCAGCAAUGCCUUCAAGACUUGGAACAGGCGCUGGUUCUCAAUACAAAAUAACCAACUUGUGUACCAGAAGAAAUUUAAGGAUAAUCCCACAGUAGUUGUUGAAGACUUGCGGCUCUGCACAGUUAAACACUGUGAAGACAUAGAAAGACGUUUCUGUUUUGAGGUGGUUUCUCCAACAAAGAGCUGCAUGCUUCAGGCGGACUCGGAAAAGCUGCGGCAGGCCUGGAUUAAGGCUGUUCAGACCAGUAUUGCCACAGCAUACAGAGAGAAAGGAGAUGAAUCUGAGAAACAGGAAAAGAAAUCAUCCCCUUCCACUGGAAGCCUAGAAUCUGGGAGUGAGUCAAAAGAGAAGUUGUUAAAGGGAGAGAGUGCUCUGCAGCGAGUUCAGUGUAUUCCUGGUAAUGCUGCCUGCUGUGACUGUGGUUUGGCAGAUCCUCGCUGGGCCAGUAUCAACCUCGGAAUCACACUGUGCAUCGAGUGCUCUGGGAUACACAGGAGCUUGGGAGUCCAUUUUUCAAAAGUAAGAUCUUUAACGUUGGAUUCAUGGGAACCUGAACUCCUAAAGCUUAUGUGUGAAUUGGGAAAUGAUGUUAUAAAUAGAAUAUAUGAAGCGAAGUUGGAAAAAGUGGGAAUAAAGAAGCCUCAAUCUGGAAGCCAAAGGCAGGAGAAGGAGGCAUACAUCAGAGCAAAAUAUGUGGAGAGAAAGUUUGUAGAGAAGCAAACUGCGUCAGUACCUCUGCUUGAAUCUGGAACAAAAGUUUUGCCUCCAAGUCAGGAAGAGAAAAGGCACAGUGGCCCUGAAAAAUCCCUUUUGGCAGGGGAACAAGGUGCAGCAUCCCAAAAAGCGGUUGCUGUAAGUAGCGACGAGGCGAGACGGGAGUCUCUGUUCUGUCCUGAUGAACUAGAUUCACUCUUCUCCUACUUUGAUACCUCUUCAAAACUACGUAGUAUCCGAAGCAGUGACAGUGGGAUCCAGCCAAGCACUGAGGACAGCAGAGAACACCUUUCCUCUACUGUAUCAGCUAACAGUUUGUAUGAACCAGAAGGAGACAAGCAAGAGUCUUCUGUGUUCUGUGACUCCAAGCAGCCUAGUCCAGGAUUGCAGUUGUACCGAGCUGCCUUUGAGAAGAAUCUUCCUCAUAUGGCAGAAGCAUUGGCCCAUGGAGCUGAAGUAAACUGGGUCAACGUAGAAGAAAACAAAGCAACUCCACUCAUUCAGGCAGUGCGAGGGGGUUCAUUGGUUACUUGUGAAUUUUUGCUGCAGAAUGGGGCCAAUGUGAACAUCAGGGACAUGAAGGGAAGAGGGCCCCUGCACCAUGCCACAGUUCUAGGACACACUGGACAAGUGUGUUUAUUCCUAAAACGAGGAGCAAACCAGCAUGCCACUGAUGAAGAUGGGAAAGACCCACUGAGUAUAGCAGUAGAAGCUGCAAAUGCGGAUAUUGUAACAUUGUUGCGUUUAGCAAGGAUGAAUGAAGAAAUGCGGGAAUCAGAAGGACUCUAUGGGCAGCCAGAGCUCCAGUGUUCCAAAAUUAUGAUUCUAGAAGAAAAUAAGGAUUUUCAAGACAAUUGUAUUUUUGCUGGGAGCUAUGUGAGGGAGAUGAACUUUAUCAGGACAUUUUUCGUGACUUUUCUCAAAUGGCAACAAAUAAUCCAGAGAAGUUAAACCGCUUCCAGCAGUCAGAUUCCCAGAAGUCUUAAGUGUCAAGAAGGAAAAGAACCUGAUGCUUAUAGUACAAGUCUUUUUUUACUUUGACAGAAUGAAUUAUAUGCAUUUUGUUAGAUAGAUCGGAUAAAAUGACCACUCCAAUGUAGCUUUAGAUUGUGGUAGCUGGGGAAAUGUAUGAGUUGUUUUAUGUUCUACAGUACGUAUACCUCAGCAGCUGAAAUAAUGUUUAAAACCCUGAAUACCUGCUAGCUCAGUAUAAAAACAGCACCAGUUGUGAGUCCGAGGUUUGUCUGCAGCUCGUACGCCGAGCACAGCUGGGUGUGUGUCACGGACUCCCAGUGGCAGGAUGGUCAGAGCAGCUCUGCUAUCCAGGAUCAUCCACUGUCAUCUGUCUCCCUGCUGCUGUAAAGAAUGUGCCUCUGACAAGAAGGUCUGGGUUGCAUUUUCUGGGACUGUUUGGAAUGGAAAUACUGAGUUGUCCUUCUGUUUGUGGAGCUGUAACUUAACAGAUCCUCUUGUGCCUGUGCUGACUCUGGUUAGAGGUAGGCUGUUAGUAACAGAUACGGUAACUCCUGCUCUUGCAAGCUCUUUCACAGUGGAAGCUCUAACACCAGGCUGGCCUUUAUGCUGGUGACUGCAGGUCAGUCACAAAGGGAUAUAUCCUGGGGGACCAAACUCUUAAGAGCACUCUAUUUUCUUUUUUUUUUUCCCCUCUUAGAUUAAACUUUAAAUGCAGCAACUAUCCUUCUAAAUGAGCAUGUGGAACCUUUCAUAAAAAAUAAACUGAAUCCUUCUGGACAUGAUGUGGGGGUUUUUUGUAGUAUUUUGACAUCAAAACUUGAAAUUUGAAAAGUGAAAAUAAAUACUGAGCCAAUGGAGCUUGUGUAGAACAGUCAUGCACAGGCUGUUUUUUACUUUUUCUUUUUCUUGUUCUCACUGCUAGCCCUAAGCUGAAUAUAUGAAGUCUCAUAUGUCAUGCAGCCACCCUAAAUUUAGGACAAUCAAUCCUUUAUAUCAGGCAGCAGUAUCCCAUAUAUGAUCUGUUAUGAUGUGUAUGUGUUGUCUAAACUAAGGUGAGCAUGAGAAAACCUAGGAAUUUCAUCCACAUUUUUGGCAAGUAUUGGGUGAGCACAGUUCCAGCUAUGUUCUGAGGGCAGCAGCACAAUUUGCUUUAUUCAGUAGUGAGCCCCACUCUGAUGGUGUGCAUGUAUAAAUGGUGUCUCUAGAUAUAUGCUUAUAUAUCAGGUUAUUUAAUACCUAGAUAGGAAUCACCUGAAGCCUCAAACCAGCAGAUGCAAUUCUUUAUGCUCUAUUUGUCUGCCCUAUCGACAACUUUAGCAGAAAUUUUAGGUAACAUAGUAUCAAUGUCAGUUUUUAAUAAUCCUAGUAGCUGUGGCAUUAUGCUAACCUGCUGUUUAAAUGUAUUUAGGAAAUGAAUUGGCUUUUCUCCAAGCAAAGAUAAGCAAAAUUGGAUUAAAAAAAAUUAAAUCUGUAAACUAUGGUAAAUUUAAACUUUCUGACACAUUAAAUUUUAACAAAGUAUUUCAAACAUUUAUAAUUUUGCAUCAAAUAUAUAAUAAUGUAUCAAAUCUGGAUAUUAUUAUUGCCACAAAAUUAGUAGUGUUGUAGAAUUGUCCACUAGAUUCUUUUUCCAAGCAGAAGAAUCUUAGUUCUUACAGUUCUUGCUUUGUGUGUGGUCUAAUUAUGCUAGGAAAAGCAGACUGUGCCCAUUUAAAGAGUGCAUUUAGUCUGAAUAAUAAGAAAGUUAAAGAUAUCAUCUGUAAGCAGUAAUUUUUAGUAAGUUGUUUUUAAAUAGCUGUCUAUGAAUGAUAAUAUACUUCCUAAUCAUCAGUAUUUAACAGCAGUGGGUGUUUUAGUAGAUCUUAGAGAAGGUAAGAUUCCCAAUGUACAGAUGGGACAAUGUAAGAUAUGACUGUAUAAUAUACACUUUAGACAUAGGUUUUUCUAAAUAUUUGUCUUUUGCAGCCAGGUGACAGGCAGUAUGUAGUGUGAUUGGCUGUAAUCUAAAGCUGCCUAAAGCUUGAUGGCAUAAUUGCUGUUCAGUCCAUGCUGCUGGAAAAAGGUCUGAGACACUUAUUUCAAAUCUCCAUUGGUGAUUUCCUUCCUAGCCACAAAAAUCUCUCUAAAAAAUUUUGCAGGAUGACUUCUCUAGACAAAAACCUUGCUUCCCUGUAGCUCUGCAGAUCCAUACGCUGCAUUCCUGACUCCCAUCUGUCUGGGAAACAGUAUCAGUGUGUUUGUGCUAAGAGACUAAUCACAUAACUGACUGACAGGCUGUGUGACUCUUGUCAGCAGUGCUGGAGUGUCAGUGGCUCAGGGAGUAGCUAUGGCACUGCUCAUCCUGCAGCCUCGUUCCCCAUCCUUUCAGGUACGCCAGGAUGUCCACUAUAAACUGCAGUCAGUUAGAGCUUUUUGCAGGUCAGGUGCAAUACAUGUGGUAACAUGUUGCUCAUCAGCAAAAAUGAAUAUAUACCAUUAAAUUACAUGGAAUGUAUUGAUGGUGCAGUCCCACCAGGCUCUGGCAGGCUCAGUGCUCCGUGGCCUCAGUGGCUCACAGCAUUCAGCCCUCAGUAAUAAUGUAUGAUUGUCACCAGGGCUCUGAAGGUCCGGAUUCCAUAUCAAGUUUUGAUUUAAGUGCUAAUCUUCUGCUCAGUAAUAUUAUGAAAUUUUUAUCACAAAAUGAAUCUGAGUACAAGCAGAAUAGUAAACAGUAAAGUUCCAUUGUGGGUUAACAUCCUGUAGUCUGUACCAGGCAAUGGAAAGCUUCAAUUCCAGUUCAUGUUUCCACGUAGGUAUGAAAUACAGUAGUCUUUAAUCGGUGAGGGACAAAGCAGUAGAUUCCUAAUGCAUUUAAAAGGCAGCUUUCACAUGGAUUUUUAGUAAUUUACUAGACGGCCCAUUGAAAGAUAGUGUAAUAGUUUUCCUAUUUAUAGACACACGUUCCAAGAGUCUCUUGGAAAGACAAAUGUUGAGGAGCUCAACAUAUAUUCUAAUGCAGCUUGAUUUCAGAGGUGUAACUUACAUCCAUUGCAUGUUGGUUUAAAUAGUGUCUGUGGUGUGUCCUUAGUGUCUCAAUUGUUUUGACUGUUCAUAAGGUUUCAUGUUUUAUGUUAAUGUCAGUUCAGUGCAUAAAAAUUUAUAAUUCAGUAUGAUAAUUCAGAAAUUUGUCACUGAGUUAGCUGGAAUUUGUUCCCAUGAAUUUGGGUGAAGGUAGAGGUGUUUCUUUGCCUUCACAAGCAGCCCAUGUUGCAGUCUGAUGAACACAUGUUCCAGGUGCUCAUUAACACCUAGCUGGCUUCAGACUCCUUGCCAAUUAGGACCUAAUCCAGGAAAUCACUGGAAUUAGUGGCGGUCUUUCCACUGAUUUCGAGGGACUCUGGAUUGUACCAUUUGUGACUUCUAAUUGUUAGUGUUUUAAAGGAUGCUGUAUUAAUACUGCAUUUUUCACUCCAUGGGGUUUUAUAUUUCACCUGUUUGUAUACUGAGCUGAAAUAGUUUUAGAAAAUGCAACCAGACCUUCCAACUGCUGUCAGCAAAUCCCCGUAUGAGAGGAAGUUUCUCCUGUUUUUGCAGUAUGACAUCAGUACAUAUGUGUUGUCCAGAUUCUUAAUUCUCCUGGAUAGAGCAAAAGCUUUGUAGCACUAAAGAAAAAAAGGUGAGAACUAGAAUAAGCAGAGCAUUGAUGUGAUGUUUCCAGGACUUCAGUGCUUCUCUGUAGCCGUCUAUUUUAAAGUGUGGAUGUUACCUCUGCUUCUUCAUCAUGAGAAUCUCAAAGGACAUAGUGACUAUGAAAGGACCCUUUGAUAGAACUGCAAAUCAUGUGUAAGUACCAAGGACGUGAUAUUUUUACAGUGUCAAAAGGACUGAGCUGAUCAUUCUGA